UUAAAUCAGUUUAUCAAAGCUAAAUAUUUUCACCAUAAUAAUAACCCUCCAACCCUUGGGGACCUUUACGCAUAUUAGCUGGUCAUCGCGUGCACUUUGGGAUAUUAGCUCGAACUUGUGACGUCACAUACUCCUUGUAGAACAGCCCAUUAGUCGUUGCUUUGAAUUUGAAAGGGUAAGACGUGCUUUCUUUUUAUCAGACUAAUGCGCAAUUAAUAUUUCUAAACAUUUUAUAUGUUUUUUUCCGGUAUUAUUCGGAGCUCGAUGUGUGCAUAUUUUUUUUUUAGAUGUCAUUAAGCUAAUCAUUUUCUUUUACUGCGAAUUUCAUAGUGUAUACUUAUAUUUGGUUACAUAUACCCCCUUUCCUACCUCUGGGCGAUGCCUAAACGGAAGGCACAACACCAGCCCAUGGCAAGACGGCGGUCGAGGAGACAAACCCCAGAUGUCCCCGAGGAGAUGAGACAAAUCCCCGACGCCCAUGUCCAGUCGACAGGCGGCGAGACUGCGGGGACACAAUCCGCGCCUAGCGAUGGCGGGAAAAUUCCGGUGCACAUAAGCGACUACCAACUAAGACAGUUAGCUGAGGCCAUAUCGGCGGGCAUAGACAGAGGCGCCACACCAUCAAGUUCUACGGAGCCUGAUCUUAACUUCGAUGAAAAUGCAGAUAUGCAUCGAUUACAAGAAAAAAGAAAACAGAAAAGAAAAACAUCCAGAGUAUUUCGAAAUCCGAAUAAAAAGGUACAAGGUCUUCCAUGAGGUGCAACAAAGGGUGAAAAAGAGGAUGAUGAUACAAAGAUGUAAUGAAGGCGCGCCCCUUUACU
Messenger RNA from Magallana angulata, 821 nucleotides. RefSeq lists its product as uncharacterized. Lineage: Eukaryota; Metazoa; Mollusca; Bivalvia; Ostreida; Ostreidae. The transcript is spliced from 2 exons. The coding region runs from base 379 to 756 and encodes 125 amino acids. The record is from RefSeq and is a predicted model, not a curated record.